UGUGUCCCUCGUCGGAACCCGUACCGGCCUCGUUUCCUUUUCCGUCAUUCGUAUGCAGCGCCUAAACUUCCGGUGUCUGGUCGUGAGCGAGCAGAAUGGGUCAAAGCCAGAGUGGAGGACAUGGUCCUGGGGGUGGUAAAAAGGAUGACAAGGAUAAGAAGAAGAAAUAUGAGCCCCCAGUUCCAACUAGAGUAGGGAAAAAGAAGAAGAAAACGAAGGGACCAGAUGCUGCCAGCAAACUUCCACUGGUAACUCCUCAUACUCAGUGCAGACUCAAGCUGUUGAAGCUGGAACGAAUUAAAGAUUAUCUCUUAAUGGAGGAAGAAUUUAUUAGAAACCAGGAACAGAUGAAACCUUUAGAAGAAAAGCAAGAGGAAGAGAGAUCCAAGGUGGAUGAUCUGAGAGGAACCCCAAUGUCUGUAGGGACUCUGGAGGAGAUAAUCGAUGACAAUCAUGCCAUAGUGUCUACAUCGGUGGGAUCGGAGCACUAUGUCAGUAUUCUUUCUUUCGUCGACAAGGAUUUGCUAGAGCCAGGAUGUUCAGUUUUACUUAACCAUAAAGUCCAUGCUGUAAUAGGAGUUUUGAUGGAUGAUACAGAUCCCUUAGUGACUGUGAUGAAGGUGGAAAAAGCCCCACAGGAGACCUAUGCAGAUAUUGGUGGCUUGGAUAACCAGAUUCAAGAAAUCAAGGAGUCUGUGGAGCUCCCUCUGACCCAUCCUGAGUAUUAUGAAGAGAUGGGUAUAAAGCCACCCAAAGGAGUCAUUUUGUACGGGCCUCCUGGCACAGGUAAAACCUUAUUAGCCAAAGCAGUGGCAAACCAGACCUCUGCCACCUUUCUGAGAGUGGUUGGCUCUGAGCUUAUACAGAAGUACCUGGGAGAUGGGCCCAAGCUUGUCCGAGAGCUGUUUCGAGUUGCGGAGGAGCAUGCCCCAUCAAUCGUCUUCAUCGAUGAAAUUGAUGCUAUCGGUACCAAAAGGUAUGACUCCAAUUCUGGGGGUGAAAGGGAGAUCCAACGGACGAUGCUGGAGUUGCUGAACCAGCUAGAUGGGUUUGACUCCCGUGGAGAUGUAAAAGUGAUCAUGGCCACUAACAGAAUAGAAACGCUGGAUCCAGCCUUAAUCAGGCCAGGGCGUAUUGAUAGAAAAAUAGAAUUCCCUCUGCCUGACGAGAAAACCAAGAAGCGCAUCUUUCAGAUUCACACCAGCAGGAUGACUUUGGCAGACGAUGUUACUCUUGAUGAGCUGAUUAUGGCUAAAGACGACUUGUCUGGCGCUGAUAUUAAGGCAAUUUGCACAGAAGCUGGCUUGAUGGCUCUGAGAGAACGGAGGAUGAAAGUAACAAAUGAAGACUUCAAAAAAUCGAAAGAAAAUGUUCUCUAUAAGAAACAAGAGGGCACCCCAGAGGGCCUCUAUCUUUAAUAUCUUUUCCUUUUUUGUUGUUGUGUGUGGGGACAUUGUUGGGAAUUGUUGGGACUACCUUUCAGAAAACAGAAUUAAAGUCCUUUGUGAACAAAAAGAAAACCUUGGGUUGCUGCUCAAAGCAUGCUAGCCAGAUUCUUCUCCCAUUGUCAUUUACUCACUGUAUCUGCCAUUAAAGCAGGGGUGGGGAACGUCCGGCCCACGAAAUCAUUUGGUCUGGCCCGCAGGGCUGGCGCGUCCAUUAAGGUGAAGCCAGCAGCCGCCUCGAGCACAGCUCUCUGAAGGAGUCGCUGUGGCCCAUGCUGGCCCCCGACAACCCCCCGGCCCGACCUGGCACCAGCGCCUUGGGCCACGCAGCACAGAAGCAAUCACGCUGUUGCUUCGUGCUCUUGCACCCCCAGCCCGACCCGGCGGCAGGAUGCAUGGCGCAG
Eublepharis macularius is the source of this 1849-nucleotide messenger RNA. It is a transcript of the gene PSMC1, whose product is annotated as proteasome 26S subunit, ATPase 1. Gene Ontology annotation, cellular component: proteasome regulatory particle, base subcomplex. Gene Ontology annotation, molecular function: ATP binding; proteasome-activating activity; ATP hydrolysis activity. Lineage: Eukaryota; Metazoa; Chordata; Lepidosauria; Squamata; Eublepharidae. Gene Ontology annotation, biological process: proteasome-mediated ubiquitin-dependent protein catabolic process. The transcript has 11 exons. The record is from RefSeq and is a predicted model, not a curated record. The coding region runs from base 96 to 1418 and encodes 440 amino acids.